CGCCCCCAUUACCCCCUUGAGUAGUGGGAAAACACACUACAGCAGUCCGGAGCAGAGCAGCUGCGCCAGAGUGCGGCGCAGCCGGGGAGGAGAUACGCGAACGCCGCCGAUCUCAGUGCCGUUCUCUGGCUCCACUCGAGACGAGCCCUCUUCUUUUCGCCUCUUGCCUUCAUUUCUCAACGUUAUACUAGGAGAAGAGGACAGGGCGCGCCUGUAUACUGGACGUAGACAGUAGCCUACCUUGCGCAUACGGGGCGCGUAAAACACGGCGCUCCACACAGACUUGACGCGCUUUGAUGUCAUCCGGCGGUUCAGGGUCGGAUCGUAUAAUUUAUAACAGCGGGUCGACAUUAAACUAGACGCAUAUCAUAUCAAGAGUUAUCAUUACUCGCUUGCGGUCAGACAUGGAAGAUGGUCCGCCUUCCACAAGCUGUUUCCGAAGGUUCACGGACUGCUUCCUUGGCUCAAGUCUGACGGAUGAGAAAGUGAAGGCUUAUCUCUCCCUCAACCCGCAGAUGCUGGAUGAGUUUGUGCUGGAGAGUGUGAGUGCAGAGACCGUAGACAGAUGGCUGAAACGGAAGAACAGCAGCCAGCCUGCAGAUGAGUCUUCAGCUAAAGAAGUUAGCAGGUACCAGGACACGAAUAUGCAGAGUGUCGUAUAUGAGCUCAACAGCUACAUGGAGCAGCGUCUGGACACUGGAGGAGACAAUAAACUACUGCUCUAUGAGUUGUGCAACAUCAUCAAAACAGCCACAAAAGCUGAUGGAUUUGCACUUUACUUCCUUGGAGAAUGCAACAAUAGUUUAUGUUUGUUCACUCCAACGGGGGCAAAAGAGGGGCUUCCUGGGCUCAUCCCCUCUGGUCCCAUCACAUUUGGGACCACCAUCGCCGCUCACGUUGCAAAGACACACAAGACACUACUUGUAGAGGACAUCAUGGGGGACGAGAGGUUCCCUCAUGGCACAGGGCAGGACUCAGGGAUUCGUGUACAUUCUGUUUUGUGUCUACCCAUCCUCACUGCCAUCGGAGACCUCAUCGCUAUCCUUGAGCUGCACCGGCACUUGGGCAGAGAGCCCUUCAACCUUAGCCACCAGGAGGUUGCAACAGCAAAUUUGGCCUGGGCAUCUGUAGCCAUACACCAAGUCCAGGUCUGCAGAGGUCUUGCCAAACAGACAGAACUCAACGACUUUCUCCUAGAUGUGUCCAAAACAUACUUUGACAACAUAGUGGCAAUAGAUUCUCUACUUGAACAUAUCAUGAUAUAUGCAAAAAACCUGGUUAAUGCAGACAGAUGUGCGCUCUUCCAGGUAGAUCACAAUAAUAAAGAGCUGUACUCUGACCUGUUUGAUAUCGGGGAGGAGAAUGAAGGGAAACCUGUCUUUAGGAAAACCAAAGAAAUUAGGUUUUCUAUAGAGAAAGGUAUAGCAGGUCAGGUGGCAAGAACAGGAGAAGUUUUAAAUAUACCCGAUGCCUAUGCAGACCCCCGUUUCAACAGAGAAGUAGAUCUCUACACUGGCUACACGACGCGGAAUAUCCUGUGCAUGCCCAUAGUCAGCCGCGGGACUGUGAUUGGUGUUGUACAAAUGGUGAACAAGCUGGGAGGAAGUGCCUUCACUAAAACUGAUGAAAACAACUUUAAGAUGUUUGCCGUCUUCUGUGCUUUGGCCUUACACUGUGCAAAUAUGUAUCACCGGAUAAGACAUUCAGAGUGCAUUUACCGUGUGACGAUGGAGAAGCUUUCGUACCACAGCAUCUGCACAUCAGAGGAGUGGAAGACCCUCACACAGCUCUCCCUCCCUUCAGCCAUAUAUAAAGAGAUCGAACUGUUUCACUUUGACAUUGCUCCUUUUGAGGAACUGUGGCCAGCAAUAGUUGUAUACAUGGUUCACAAUUCAUGUGGAAAGACCAGCUUUGAGCAGGAGAAACUGUGUCGCUUCACUAUGUCAGUGCGGAAAAAUUACAGACGAGUUCCAUAUCACAACUGGAAACACGCUGUGACAGUGGCACACUGCAUGUAUGCCAUCCUUCAAAAGACCACUGGGAUCUUCACUGAGCUUGAGAGGAAAGGCUUGCUGAUUGCCUGCUUAUGUCAUGACCUCGACCACCGCGGCUACAGUAACAGUUAUCUACAGAAGUUUGAUCAUCCGCUGGCUGCCCUGUAUUCCACAUCCACCAUGGAACAGCAUCACUUUUCACAGACGGUGUCCAUCCUGCAGCUGGAAGGGCACAAUAUUUUCUCCAACCUGACUUCCAGUGAGUAUGAGCAGGUGCUGGAGAUCAUCAGGAAGGCCAUCAUCGCCACAGACCUCGCCUUGUACUUUGGCAACCGCAAGCAGCUGGCUGAACUGCUGGCCGCAGGGGCGCUGGACCUGAACAACCGUGCUCACAGGGACCGCGUGAUCGGUCUGAUGAUGACGGCCUGUGAUCUCUGCUCUGUGACCAAACUGUGGCCCGUCACACGACUCACAGCAAAUGACAUUUAUGCAGAGUUCUGGACUGAGGGGGAUGAAAUGAAGAAGAUUGGAAUGCAGCCCAUUCCUAUGAUGGACAGAGAUAAAAAGGAUGAGGUUCCCCAAGGACAGGUGGGGUUUUACAAUGCUGUGGCUAUUCCCUGUUACACAACCCUGUCAGAGCUGUUUCCUCCCUCCAGUCCUCUGCUUACAGCCUGCAGGGAAAACCUGGCCCAAUGGGAACGAAUCGUGCAAGGAGAGGACACUUCUGCGUGGGCUUCCACUGAAGAGGCCGAGCUGAGCGAGACAUCAGACAGUGGACCAGUAAAAGUGGACAACUGAAUCUGUGGCACCUGUCCCACAGCACCACCUACACCCUGCCAGAACACUGGACUUCCUGUGGACAGUGCCACUUCCUGCAGAGACAGGAGGAAGCGCAGAGGGCAGGCGGGGAAGGAUACAUUCAGACAAAUAAACAAAACAUAAUGUUACCUCAGUGGGUGACGGAGGCGUACACUCUAAUGACAUCAGGGCACCCUCGUCGAUGGCUGGGACUCAAGUCCACUCUGUGUGGGUUCACUUCAGCAGAACGGCAGUACUUUUCCUUAGGAGGUUGCUUCAGCAUCUUUUUGCUUAGAUUAUUAUUAUUUUAUUUUAUUAUUUUUCAGUUUCUUUCGUGGUCUUACAUUUGAAGAUGCCUUAAAUACCAACCCGAGUUACGAUCUGGUUGGGUGACUCGUGACUAAGUUUAAAAUGGUACUUUUUAUCCUGCUGUGGUCAAAAUACACAAAGCUUACUUGAGUGGAUUUAUUUUCUAAGACAGACAGAGAGAAUGUUUUGUCGCAGUUGAGGUGAAUGAGGCACGGUAAACCUGACGUCUGAUGGAUGUUUUAUAUAAUAUUUCGAGCAAAAAUGUUUUGCAGUACUUGAAUGAAGAAAUACAGCCUAUUCUGAGUGGAGUUGAAAACAAAAAUCCCCUAAAGCGCGUCCUUCCAAAGCAAACAGCUUUUGUGACGGCAUGAGUUUCCCUCUGAAUCUUACUGGAGUCACACACAAGUCACGGUGUUCCUCACUGAGAUCUGCAGCAUCUUCCGACCUGGUAUGAAUUUAACCCGUUGAAGAUCAUAGCGCUAUUGACAUUUAAAAUAAGGAAUCAAAGGUUAAAUAAUAAUGAAAU
Molecule: messenger RNA, 3627 nt
Organism: Carassius carassius (crucian carp)
Lineage: Eukaryota; Metazoa; Chordata; Actinopteri; Cypriniformes; Cyprinidae
Gene: pde10a
Product: phosphodiesterase 10A
Exons: 22
Coding region: 405-2792 (795 amino acids)
Biological process (GO): negative regulation of receptor guanylyl cyclase signaling pathway; signal transduction
Molecular function (GO): protein binding; 3',5'-cGMP-stimulated cyclic-nucleotide phosphodiesterase activity
Source: RefSeq, a predicted model, not a curated record